AACUGGCCGGGGGGGGGGGCGCUGGAUUGUGUCACUUGAUAAACUAGCGUCACCCAAAGGAUCAUCGGGCUGGGACAGGAAACCCCGCCCGGUCUGGGGGUUAUGGGGAGCAAAGAGCUGCCCACCCGCACCCCCACCCGCACCACAGGACUCGGCUUCCUGCUGCGACCGACACGGGGCCCUGGGCAGCUGCCUCUGCGCCCAGCGGCCUGGCUGGGGGACGGGACUGGACUGGCUCCUCCCCAAUGGCCCUGGGUGUCAGCCCCCAACCUCCGACAUGGGAGCAAUUGGGACCAGGUUUUGGAGAGAGCCCCUCGCGCUGGGUGCCAGGGAGGUGUUGGGUGCCGGGCAGGGGCUGGGUGCUCGGCCCUUGGAAAUCUCACCCCAAGUGAGGGGCGAAUGUUGGGUGCUCUGGGGUCCUCUCGGUGCCAUGACACUUCGCUCCAGCUGGGGACAGUUUUCGGCAACGAAGGGGGGGCGGGUGAGGGCCGUGACCCAUGAGCCCGGCACCGCUGCUGUGCUAGGCCCGAGAGGUGGAGCAGGCAGGGUCUCCAGCCAGCGCUUCCAGCGGGGCCUUUGACUCCCUGUGUGGCCUCCCAAGCUGGGCCCCGAAAUCACCAGGCCCUGUGAAACCCUUGGCCUGAAAGCUCCGCAUUAAAGCUCCUGCCGGCUCUGCUGCCCAUGGGCUGGCUGGGAACCGAUCCCCUUGGCGGCUCCUUGGCGUGGCUCUGAAAGCCCCAGCUCCUGCGGGGCCAGGUGCUCCGGACAUCGCCCCCAGGGCCUGCGACACCCAGUGGGGCUGGCAGGUCUCUCAUGUGUCCCUGGCUGCCCGAAGGCCCCAGAUACAGAGGCAACUUCCUCACUGGUCACCAUGGGCAGGGAUCUGGCCUAUGUGCUGCCAUGUUUGCAAAGUCCCAGCGCCAUGGGGGACAGGCACUGGCUCUGUCUGUUCAGCACCCAGCCCGACAGGGCCCUGCAACCUCCCCGGGGCCAGGCCCGGCUCCAUGGCUCGGUCCGGGCAGCCCCCCGGGGCCGGGCCCGGCUCCAUGGCUCGGUCCGGGCAGCCCCCCGGGGCCGGGCCCGGCUCCAUGGCUCGGUCUGGGCAGCCCCCCGGGACCAGGCCCGGCUCGGCGGCUCUUGUUAACGCCAGUUCUCGUUGCCAGGCUGGACUGGAAAAACUUUUUAAAAUAAGUUUGAGGCAAGUUUUCCAGUGUGCCCCUCCCCCCCUCCGCGCCCCUCCCCGCCAGCUGCAGUGCUGUGGCAAUAGGAAGUUUUUCCUGGCAGAUGGGACCCAGCCAUGUUGUUUCACUUCCUUAAAGCUGAGAGCCCCAAGUGGGUGGAGGUGCAGCCCGGCUCCUUGGACCCAGGGCUCCCCGAGCCCAGCACAGAGCAGGUCCCGAGCGCUGCGCUGGCCGUGCUGGGCCUGGGGCUGCUGUGGGUCGCUGGCGUCACUUGAUCUGUAUGAAGCUGUGGAGCCCCUGCUGCCCACCCUGCAGGAGCUGGGCAUCGUGGUGUGGGUGCUGGGCCCGGGCCCCUGCCCGCCGGGGGUCACCAGCCUGCAGGAGCUGAUGGAGGAGGCGUCCGACGAGCCGGUGCCCUCAGACUUAUCCACGCCCAAGGACAUGAUGGACACCUGCCUGUACAUCUUCACCUCGGGCACCACAGGGCUGCCCAAGGCUGCCCGCAUCAGCCACCUCAAGUGCAUCAUGUGCCUGGGCUUCUACCGCCUGGUGGGGGCCUCCAGCAAGGACGUGAUCUACGUGGCGCUGCCCCUGUACCACAUGUCAGGCUCCCUGCUGGGCAUCGUCGGCUGCAUCGGGAUCGGUGCCACCUGCGUGCUGAAGAGGAAGUUCUCAGCCAGCCAGUUCUGGGGCGACUGCCAGCACUACGGGGUGACCGUGUUCCAGUACAUCGGGGAGCUGUGCCGCUACCUCGUCAACCAGCCCAAGGGAGAAGGGCAGCGGGAGCACGGCCUGCGCCUGGCUGUGGGCAGUGGGCUGCGGCCCGACGUCUGGCGCGAAUUCCUGCGGCGCUUCGGCAACGUCCGCAUCGUGGAGACCUACGGCAUGACCGAGGGCAACGUCACCUUCUUCAACUACACCAGCACCCUGGGGGCGGUCGGCCGCGGCAGCUUCCUCUACAGGCUCUUCUGCCCCUUCGAGCUGGUGCGCUACGACCUGCUGCAGGGGGCACCGGUGCGGGACGCGGCCGGGUGGUGCCAGCGGGUCGGCCCAGGCGAGACGGGGCUGCUGAUCGCGCCGGUGACCCCCCAGAACCCCUUCCUGGGCUACGCGGGGGGCAGGGAGCUCUCGGAGCACAAGCUGCUGCGCGGGGUCUUCGCCGAGGGAGACGCCUACUUCAACACGGGCGACCUCAUGGCCCAGGACGCCGCCGGCUUUGUGUAUUUCCGGGACCGUACCGGGGACACCUACAGGUGGAAAGGUGAGAACGUUGCGACGACGGAGGUGGCCGAGGCCCUGGCCGCGCUGGACUCGCUGCAGGAAGUCAAUGUCUACGGGGUCGCCGUGCCAGGGUACGAGGGCCGUGCCGGGAUGGCCGCCAUUGUCCUGAGGCCGGGCUGCGAGCUGGAUGGGGCCCAGCUGUACAGCCACGUGGUGGAGUUCCUGCCCCCCUACGCCCGGCCCCGCUUCCUGAGAGUGCAGGACCACCUGGAGAUGACACAGACCUUCAAGCAGCACAAGGUGCGUCUGGCCAGCGAGGGCUGCGACCCCACGCGCCUCCCGGACCCGCUGUACCUGCUGGACGACGCCUCGGAGGCCUACGUGCCCCUGACCCCGCGGCUCUGGGAGGGCGUCGUCUCGGGGGCUGUCCGGAUAUAACACCCCCCUCCACCCCCCUCGGGCCCCUCUGGCUGGGGGUCACCUGGGGAGACUACGUGUCCCAGCAUGCACAGCUCAGCACCAUUGCAUGCUGGGAGCUGUAGUCUCUGGGUGCUCAGGCAGCUGGGCUGAUGGGACAGGCCUCUGGGGUGCUGCCUGCCCUGGGGAGGGAGCUGGGGGCGGAACAGGGCUCAGUGGCUGCAGGAUUUUCCCCACGUUGCAGCCCCUGGUCCUUCCAGCUCCCUCCCCAGUGCGCCCCAUGUGUCACCCCCCCACACUUCCUGGCCCCCCCUCCCCCGCGCACACCCCACUCCUGUGCCCCAGGGGGCUGGAAGCCGGGAGCUCGGCCGUCUCGUCCUGGCUCACCCAUGCCUGUCUCCAGCAGGGCGGCGCCAUGGGAUGUGCUGGGCCGUGUCCUGCAUCCCCCCUCCCUGCCCUGGGCCUUGGGGCCGAGGGAGCUGCCUGCGCGCCGCAGGGUCACGCAGCGGGCGGGGAGUCCAGGGAGCUGGAUUCGAAUCCUGGCUCCACCAUGACUUGGGGUGGCCUCGGGCUGGUCCCUGAGCUCCCAGCCGGGCCUCGGGGAGAACGGCCCUGCCUCCCCGGCCUGGGUCUGGCUGGGCUGUUCCGAGUGCGAGAUGUGCAGGCAGGGCCCGAGCCUGUCCGAGGAGGCAGCGGGUGACCUUUGCCCCCGGGGGUGGGGAGGGAGGGAGGGGCC
Messenger RNA from Mauremys reevesii (Reeves's turtle), 3555 nucleotides. RefSeq names its product solute carrier family 27 member 3 (gene SLC27A3). The record is from RefSeq and is a predicted model, not a curated record. Gene Ontology annotation, cellular component: endoplasmic reticulum. NCBI's taxonomy places the organism in Eukaryota, Metazoa, Chordata, Testudines, Geoemydidae. The transcript is spliced from 10 exons. The coding region runs from base 891 to 2840 and encodes 649 amino acids. Gene Ontology annotation, molecular function: long-chain fatty acid-CoA ligase activity; long-chain fatty acid transmembrane transporter activity.